CCUUCAUUCUUUUUCUUCAUUCUUCUUACUUUUUUAACCUUCCUCUCUUUUUCUCUCCACUCUAUACACACACAUAAAAACAAAGAAAAACACCAUCAACCAUGUCUCUUCUUCGUCUUGCUGCCCGCCCUGCUGCUCGUCUGCGCCUUGUUGCUGCUCCCCUCUCCACUGGUGUGCGCCACCUCUCCUUCAAACCUAUCUACGUAGCUGAGUCCACCGUAAAAGGCGCCAGAGAUGGACGUCUCACGACCAAGACAGGAAACCUGGACUUGAAGUUAGAUUUGCCUAAGGAGUUUGGCACCAAAGGCGGACCAGGCACUAACCCCGAGGAACUUCUCGGAGGCGCUUAUGCUGCUUGCUUUGGCGGUGCUCUUGCUGCAGCUGCCAGGGAGCUCAAGAUCAAAUUGCCCGCCGAUACCACGAUCACUUCAUUUGUCAGCGUCGGACCGAAGCAGCCAAAGGGGUUCCAGCUCGCUGUGGAACUGAGAGUUGCUAACACUGGACUCGAGGGUGAGCAAUUCGAGAAGGCGAUUGACGUUGCUCACCAGAUCUGCCCCUUCAGCCAUGCCCUCAAGAACAUUGAAGUCAAGACCGUCAAGGCUUAAAGGAAUAGAAGACAAAGAUAAAUAAAUAAACAAACAACAGAUGUCUUCUGCUGUCAAGGAUGAACAUAAA
This is a messenger RNA of Lobosporangium transversale, 675 nucleotides long. Its product is annotated as OsmC/Ohr family. The coding region runs from base 102 to 605 and encodes 167 amino acids. The record is from RefSeq and is a predicted model, not a curated record. The transcript is spliced from 3 exons. NCBI's taxonomy places the organism in Eukaryota, Fungi, Mortierellomycota, Mortierellomycetes, Mortierellales, Mortierellaceae. Gene Ontology annotation, biological process: response to oxidative stress.